CUUCAACCAACGCAUCGCGCGCGUAGCGUACAGUACAUAGACUUCCUAUCAUCAUUGCUUCUUAAAUACCGGCUCCUUACCCCCGACUUUUUCUUUUUCUUUUCUCCAGCAUGACCAUUUUAUAGACUACUACAAAAAAAGAGCAUAAUGAGCAGGGUGCUUCCUGACAUAGGGGACCUGGUGGGCUUCGACCAUGCCGUCGCUGGACACGAUGGAACCCUCACUGACCCCACCGGCGAGCUCUUCGUCAAGCCCUGCACCGCGACCGAAAUCGCCUUCUACGAAUACACCGCCGCGCAUCACCCCGCGUUCGCGGACCUGAUGCCCACCUUCCUCGGCAUGCUCACCCUUUCCGAAUCGCAGACGGCCAUCCUCGAAGAGGCCAGCGCGACCACUCUACCCAAGUCUACGACGCCGCCCGCGCAUGCCGAGCAGCUCGUGCUACACCACAAGUUCAUCAAGACAAAGCGCAUCGUGACGGACCGGGCCCUCGUGCUCGAGAACGCGACACACGGCUUCCGCCGCCCCAAUAUCCUCGAUGUGAAGUUAGGUGUGAGGCUGUGGGCGGAUGAUGCGGCGGCUGAGAAGCGCGCGAGAUUCGACAAGAUUACGGCUGAGACAACGCACGCGUCGCAUGGGUUCCGGGUCGCGGGGAUGCGGGUGUGGCAGGGUGAUGAGGCACCAAGAGGGGGGCAUGUCGAUGCGGAUGGGUAUAAAAUUUAUGAUAAAAAUUAUGGGCGCGAGGAAAUUGGUGUUGAUAACGUGGCGGAUGCGUUUCGGGAGUUUAUAGGGGCGGGGAGGAGUGCUGGCGUGGAUGAGGAGUUGGGGAGGCUGGUGGCGCAGGCGUUUCUGGCGGAGGUGGAGGAGGCGAGGAGGGUGCUGGAGAGUGUGGAGACGAGGAUGUAUUCUUCGAGCUUGUUGUUUAUUUAUGAGGGCGAUGGGAAGGCGUUGAGGGAGGCGAUGGAGGAGGCCACGCGGGUUGGGCGGAGUGCGGCUACGAAUGGGGACGCAGCAGUAGAGGUGUCAACGAAUGGAGUUGGGAUUGAAGAACUCGUCAAUGGGGAUGCAGACGCUGACGACGACGAGGAUGAAGACGAAGAGGUUCUGCCCAAGAUCUACAGUGUCAAACUCAUCGACUUCGCGCACGCCGAGUUCGUACCUGGCCAAGGCUCAGACGAGAACUCGCUCAAAGGGAUCAGGAGCGUCGCCGAGAUUCUACGCAGCAUUGGAGAGGAGGAAAUAGGAAAGGCGAAGAAAAGCACUGCAUGAGCGAGAUGGCGCUAUUGGCUCGUCGCAUUGAAGCUUGCAUGGCAUACGAUGAUUUCUCUUCUUUCGCAUAUGCGUCUCUCCCCACCCGUCUGGACGGGCCGACGCAUCAGGUGUGUCUCUUUUUCUCGCGCACUCAUCUCAUCUCAGGCCGUCUCUGUGGUAGGCUACUCUGGUCAUGGGAAGGGUUAUGAAGACAAUGAAAUGCUGGAGACGGGGAAAAGAAAAACAGGCUGGACUUGUAUAAAGCGUGAUGAAACCGCUACAAUGACCUAGAAACCACAAAUAAAUAGAACCUAUCCCACACACGAGGCUAGAUCAUGAGUAACCAGUAUAAAAUAUGAAGCAAAAAAAGAAG
Pseudogymnoascus verrucosus is the source of this 1624-nucleotide messenger RNA. RefSeq lists its product as uncharacterized. The coding region runs from base 148 to 1269 and encodes 373 amino acids. The transcript has 2 exons. Gene Ontology annotation, molecular function: inositol hexakisphosphate kinase activity; inositol-1,4,5,6-tetrakisphosphate 3-kinase activity. The record is from RefSeq and is a predicted model, not a curated record. Gene Ontology annotation, cellular component: cytoplasm; nucleus. NCBI's taxonomy places the organism in Eukaryota, Fungi, Ascomycota, Leotiomycetes, Thelebolales, Thelebolaceae. Gene Ontology annotation, biological process: inositol phosphate biosynthetic process; phosphatidylinositol phosphate biosynthetic process.